GCUCCUUCGCGAUUGUUCGACUUCGCUCCUUCGACGACUUUACCUUCCUGUCGGAUCGGAAUUACGACAUUUUGAUCGGAAGCAAGAACAGGAGCUCGCUGGAUGUGAAGUUAACUUUCUCCCUUUCGCGCACUUCUAAUUAUAAAUCCCGUUAAAUCCACCGAAGCUAGGGAUUUAGUAAAUCCGGGAUUUAAACCGUUUGGCCGGAUUUAGCGUAAAUCCGACUUAAAUCCCACGAUAAAUCCGAUACCAAACAGCCCCUAAAGGUUGCGGGGUUCGGCUUCUGCAUUCUUCUUUCUUCGCUUUGCUCGUCGCUUCGGUGCUAACCGGAAUGGCGGAGGAUUCUAUUCUGGGGUUUUUGCAGAACAACGAGGCGAUCCCAGACUCGCAUCAAUUCGCUGCCAGUGUCGGCAUCGAUCAUAACGAGCUCGAGAAUGUUAUCAAGAGUCUUCGUGGUUUUGAAAUUGUUGAUGCUCAGGAAUUCCAGAAAGAUCGGUGGUUUCUCAAAGAAGAGGGCAGGAUGUACGCACGGGAGGGAUCACCGGAGGUUCAGCUGUUCAACGCAGUGCCUCCUGAGGGGAUUUCUAAAGAGGAACUGCAGAAAAAGGUUAAUCCCACGGUUUUCAAGAUUGGAUCUUCCUGGGCAGUAAAGAAGAAAUUGGUGGAGAUUGGCAGGCAAGGAGUUUCUAGAAAGGUUGAUUAUGUUGAAGACAAAAUCCAAGGUUUUCUACAGCAGAUUGAAAAAGGAGAGGUUGUUGAUGAGAAAGAUCUUGGAGAACUUAAAAAUAGGAAGCUUAUCGAAUUUAGGCCAUUGAAGGGUUACUCUUUAAGGAAAGGUCCAAAGUACGUUUCAAAGAGGAAAAAGGCAGCAACAGACUUAACGCGGGAGCAUUUGUUGAGGGGGGACUGGAGGGAUUUAGAAUUCAAAGAGUAUAACCUUAGUGCUCAAGUACAACCUAUUCAAAUUGGUUAUCUCCACCCUUUGCUUAAGGUGCGUGAUGCCAUCCAAAGCAUCUUUCUUCAGAUGGGCUUUGAAGAAAUGCCAACUAAUAAUUAUGUGGAAAGCAGCUUCUGGAAUUUUGAUGCUCUCUUCCAACCUCAACAGCACCCAGCUCGUGAUUCACAUGAUACUUUCUUUCUCAAAGUUCCUUCGUCUACAAGAGAAUUACCUGAAGAUUAUGUUGCCAAGGUGAACCGUGUUCAUGAAUCUGGCGAUUAUGGAUCCCUAGGGUAUAGGUACAAAUGGAAACGGGAGGAAGCAGAGAAGAACCUGCUUCGAACUCACACAACUGCAGUAUCUGCAAGGAUGCUAUAUAGUUUGGCUCAUCAGAAAUCUUUUAGUCCCAAGAAGUAUUACUCUAUUGAUCGUGUUUUCCGCAAUGAAGCUGUAGAUCGAACACAUCUUGCAGAAUUUCAUCAGAUAGAAGGUCUCAUUUGCGAUCGAGGUCUCACCCUUGGUGAUCUUUUUGGAGUAUUGGAGGAUUUUUUUGCCCGUCUUGGCAUGGCCAAGCUACGCUUCAAACCUGCUUAUAAUCCAUACACUGAACCAAGCAUGGAGAUUUUCAGUUAUCAUGAAGGUCUGAAGAAAUGGGUUGAAGUCGGAAACUCCGGUAUGUUUCGUCCCGAAAUGUUGCUGCCAAUGGGUCUUCCAGAAGAUGUUUCUGUAAUUGCAUGGGGGCUUUCACUUGAGAGGCCCACAAUGAUUUUGUAUGGCAUUGACAACAUUCGGGAUCUCUUUGGACCAAAGGUGGAUUUCAAUGUUAUAAAGAACAACCCAAUCUGCAGGCUGGGACUGGAAUAAAAAGCUUGUAAGUUGAAAUCCCAUUUUUCUUGAAGAAAAACAAAAACAACAGGAGCCUUGAAUAUUUACUCCAUUUGUUGAACCAUUGAAGAUACACAGCAAGAUCAUAACAGUUUUGUUAUGUUAUUUUUAUCCACCCAUUCAAUCAUAUAAUACUUGAAAUUGUAGGAAGGUGUAAAGAGUAUUAUUGUUAUUUAUACUGUAAUUUUAUUUGUGCUUCUACCUUAA
This is a messenger RNA of Dendrobium catenatum, 2029 nucleotides long. Its product is annotated as phenylalanine--tRNA ligase alpha subunit, cytoplasmic. Gene Ontology annotation, molecular function: tRNA binding; ATP binding; phenylalanine-tRNA ligase activity. The record is from RefSeq and is a predicted model, not a curated record. Bases 332 to 1801 code for a protein of 489 amino acids. NCBI's taxonomy places the organism in Eukaryota, Viridiplantae, Streptophyta, Magnoliopsida, Asparagales, Orchidaceae. Gene Ontology annotation, biological process: phenylalanyl-tRNA aminoacylation. Gene Ontology annotation, cellular component: phenylalanine-tRNA ligase complex; cytoplasm; cytosol. The transcript is spliced from 18 exons.